Messenger RNA from Cucurbita maxima (winter squash), 1696 nucleotides. RefSeq lists its product as uncharacterized. NCBI's taxonomy places the organism in Eukaryota, Viridiplantae, Streptophyta, Magnoliopsida, Cucurbitales, Cucurbitaceae. The coding region runs from base 139 to 1440 and encodes 433 amino acids. The record is from RefSeq and is a predicted model, not a curated record. The transcript has 2 exons.
UUCUUCCUUUCACCAAAAACCUUCAAAACUUCUUCACAGCAACAACCCCCAAUCAUCAGUUGUCCCCUUUAAUUCUACGAAUACCUAACAAUCCCACCUCAUUCUUCCCUUAGUGGGGGAGGAGGCCGUGAUUUUCUGAUGGAUUCUUUUGAUGAGAUUUCUGUGUUUGGAUACGAUAUGAACUCGAGCAACAUAAACGAUCCGGACUCUUCCGGUGUUCUUGAAAUUUAUGUUCAUCAUGCUAGAAACAUUCAUAAUAUAUGUAUAUAUGAAAAUCAAGAUGUUUAUGCAAAGUUUUCUCUAACUUAUAAUCCAGACCAGACCUUGUCCACUAGAGUCAUUCAUGGCGGUGGGAAGAAUCCCGAUUUCAAUGAAAAUUUGAGUAUGAACAUUACUCAUCUUGAUUCUGUGCUCAAAUGUGAGAUUUGGAUGCUUAGUAGAGCUAGAAACUAUUUGGAAGAUCAGCUUCUGGGGUUUGCUUUAGUCCCACUUUCACAAAUUGUUGGUAAAGGGAAAAUGACUGAGAAUUAUAGCCUCUCUUCUACUGAUCUCUUCCAUUCCCCGGCGGGAACGGUCCGUUUGAGUCUGUCUUUCGACAAAUCGUUGCCUGUCGAUGCCUUGAAUUCGAUAUCAGAUCUGCCAAUAAGUUCAUCAAUAUCUUCAGAAGUUGUGUUGUUAGACAGGAAAGUAUCAGAUUCAGAUGAGUUUUCCAGGAUUGAAUUCCCUGAUGUUAAUGUGGUGAUGGAGAAUCAACAAAUGGUGUCUGAAUACUUUGAUUUGGCUUUGAGGCCGGGAAUUGCCACGUUUCUUCGUCUCGGUGCAUCGCCUCCUGAACCACCAUCAUAUGACUUAGAAAUGACUGCUAAUUCAUCUGAAGAACACCAGGGGGGAUCAGUUUCUCCAAAUGACAGCAGCAUUCAAAACUCCACAACUACGAGUUUGAGUGAUGAUCGAAACUCGAUCGAUUCAGUUGAAAAGAAAAUCCGUUUCUCAGGCGAGUCCUCGAAUUCUGUCAAUGCCUCAAUCACUACAACCGAAGCUAGAAAUCAAAUCACUUGUCCUUGCCCAGAUACUCCAACUUCAAGGAAGAACAUAGGAGCUGAAGACGAUAAGGAAUCAAAAAUUUCCAACAAUGAAGAUAAGAUUAGCAUAAAAAAAGAAGGAAACAUCCCUUUUGGUCAGCUGUUUUCAGCUCCAUUAGGGAACAUUAAUCUUGAUGCAGAGCAGUCUGCAAUGCAGCAGCAAAUUGUGGACAUGUACAUGAAGAGUAUGCAACAGUUUACCGAGUCUUUGGCGAAGAUGAAGCUUCCAAUGGAUCUCGACGCACCCGAGCAUGAACACCGAGGCGUUGUGAUUCAAACCCAUGAUACCAAACCAGAAAUCACCCCAAAUAAAAACGACGGAUCUCGAGUUUUUUAUGGUAGUAGGGCAUUCUUCUGAUAAUUGCCUGGCUGGCUUCAUAAUCAAAUGGUAUUUAUGACUAAUCUUUGAUACUAUUUUUUGAUCUUUUGAGCUUGCAACUCUUCUAAAACAGAGUUCUUGAUAUCUAUAUACUAAAUCAUCUGUUAUAGUCGUGGCAACAUGACAUUCUUUGUCUUGUGAUUAGAGCUCGUUUUUCAUUCGCACAAUGUAUAGAGGAUUUCAUGGUGAAUGUAUCCAAGCAAGCUGUGCUAAAUAACAGUAGUUUUUCUACUCA